CUGAGAUUAUUUGUCGACGUAUCACCUGAGCACCGAUCUGCCCCGAUAAGCUGGGCUUCAAUAAUAUCAUCUUACUCGGCCGUUGCCAAUUUCCUGUCUGCUCCUUCAUAAUGUUUUCCUAACCACAAUGGCGAUAAUAUAGCGUGUCCGCCAUCUUCCCGCGCUUCCUGCCCUGCUUUUACCCUACCCUCAACCGUUUGACGACCCGCCUACCCCGGAACACCAACUGCUUCCAAUUUAGAGAAUCCUAUCACGAUAGACAGCUUAACGAAGAACGCGCGAAAUGACGGCCACGAUCAGGCAGCUCAAAAAGGCAGCCCGGAUUAUCCUCAUUGGUGCUCCUGGUGUUGGCAAGGGCACGCAAACAGAGCGACUCCUCGCCAGAUUCCCAGAGCUCGCGUCCAUAAGCUCUGGUGACCUUCUGCGAGAAAAUGUCCGGAACAAGACUCCUUUAGGUCUAAAAGCAGAGGCCGCCAUGCAGUCCGGCAACCUUGUCCCCGACUCGAUGAUCCUCGAUCUCAUAUCCUCCGAAUUCAAGUCUCGAGGCUGGCUUUCAGCAGCGCCGACCUCAUCGAUAACCCCCUCCGCGUCCUUCAUCCUAGACGGCUUUCCGCGCACGGCCACACAGGCCUCGAGCUUGGAACCCAUUGUCCCUGUAAACUUCGUCGUUCACCUUGUUACACCUCCUUCGGUCAUUCUCUCUCGGAUCGCGUCGCGCUGGGUACACGAGCCAUCCGGGAGGGUAUACAACACCGAUUUCAAUGCGCCUAAAGUCCCUGGCAAGGACGACAUCACUGGAGAGCCUCUGACUCAGCGUGAUGAUGACUCGAUUGACACCUGGACGCAGCGGUUGAACAAGUUCGAAGAAACGAGCAAGGCAUUGUUGGAACACUACCAGCGCAAGGGCUGCCUGUGGCGCGUGGAGGGCGACACGAGCGAUGAGAUCAGCCCAAAGCUGUUUUCAGAAAUUGAGCGACAGUUCUGCUAGAGUACCUGCACUUGCUUCCUACCGGUCCUGGAUACCUUCUUGUACUAUAUAUCGGUCCGAUUCUGGCCUCUUCUGUUUGUUGGCGUCGCAUUCCUGCAGUCCUAGAAGGGCUGCAGACGGAGGCAGUGUUUCUUUUUCUGUCAUUACUUACCCCGAGACAGCUAGCAUCUUUCGUGGACGAGAUAUACCUAAUGAUCAGUCUAACGAUGUUAAUGAUGUGCCGCAUUGAAGGCGAAUGAUCAGACAUUCAUUCAUCACAUGGCAUGGAGAGAAAUCAUAACGAUGGGGGAUAUCUAUCAAUCGUAUCAUCAUACCAAAACAGCAAACGCCC
Molecule: messenger RNA, 1319 nt
Organism: Aspergillus sclerotioniger CBS 115572
Lineage: Eukaryota; Fungi; Ascomycota; Eurotiomycetes; Eurotiales; Aspergillaceae
Product: adenylate kinase ADK2
Exons: 2
Coding region: 284-988 (234 amino acids)
Biological process (GO): nucleobase-containing compound metabolic process
Cellular component (GO): mitochondrion; cytoplasm
Molecular function (GO): ATP binding; AMP kinase activity
Source: RefSeq, a predicted model, not a curated record